UAUAGUGUGAAGCGGUACUGGGGUGUAUUCGAGUGUGUACAGCAGUCGCUGAAAAACGCAAAGAGAAUGUUCAGAAAGCUUAUCACGUCCUUCGUCGCGGUUCUUGUUUUCACCCUCGCCUCGCUACUGUACACCGGAAUAUUUGACGCCCGCUCACUGAACAUGGACAUCGCAGAUCAGGCGGAGGAAACACCUGUAUUCUUAUCGAAUGAUUUCGUCACUGAAUUUCGUCGAGACAUCGCUGAAUUCUCGACUGCAACGGCGUCCUCUUCGCCCAAGACGGAGUUCCUUUUGACCUCUGCGGAGUUAGAGGACUCUGCCUUCGCCUCCAGUUCCUGCACAUGCUCACUCUCCUCCAUGAGGUAUGCGGAUCUAUAUGAGGAACAGCUGAGCUCUACCAUCCCGUGGAUCAACCUCACCACCAGACAGGCGCUGGAGAAGCAGCAUCCCAACUUCCCUGUCAAUUUGCUCAAAAACUUUGAUGAGAAGUGGUGUAGCCUAUUGCCUCUGCCCCAUCUGAUAAAGUGGCAUAAUAUCUACUUCCAGUCUAUGAAGGUCUCCGACACCACUUUCCUUCUCUACUCAGCAUUCUUUGAUAACCGGGAACUCACAGAUCUGCGGCCCUGUAUCCGGAUAGUGACGUACACAAGAACAAAAUUCCCCGACGUUCCCUGGUGUUACAUCUGGUUCAACUCUACGGGGCCGCCCGUCGUCUCUCGUGUCGCCAGGACAGAAUACUUGGACUGGCAGGCAAGGUCAGAGACGCGGCAGAUGACCUUCCUGCUGACGUGCCCGAUACCCAAGGCCGAGGGUCACACUGUGCCCCUGGCUGUGUCUGUCAUUGCCCGGCCUUGCAUGACAGCAGACACCUUAUUGCAGGUGACAGGAGCGAUGGAGCGAAACGCAACGACGGCUUUCGAGGGAGGUGAGCCGGCGAGGGGAAGAGCGAGGACGCCGGGGAAAGAAGGGGGCGGGCGGUGGCGCGUGGCGGUGUGCGGGCCGGCGCUGUACUACUUCCACGAGGACUUCUCCGUGCGGAUGGUGGAGUGGCUGGAGAUCCUGCGGGCGCAGGGCUUCGCCAGGGUGUUCCUCUCGGUGACCGACGUCCACCCGAACCUCGAGAGAGUCCUGCGCUACUACGAGGCCCGCGGCUUCGUCGGGAUGGUGCGCUUCGCCUACCCGGAGCCCUACGUCAACGAGCCCAGCAUCCGCAGGCUUUGGUUCAUGGUGGAGAAGCCGAGGAGAUACGCCAUGCAGAAAAUGUACUACACCGACUGCGCCCUCCGCCACAUGCACGAAUACCGCUUCAUCGCGCACUUCGAUCCCGACGAGAUCCCGAUGCUGCGCCGCCACGAUACCUUCCCGCAGUGGGUCUCCGAUCAGCUGAACAGCCGCCCCGUUAAGCCCGGCGACGAGAGGAAACAGCCUCCUGCCUACAAGUUGAUUUGGUACUACCACCAGAAAGACCUCGAACCUGCACCCUCUGCGGCGUCUCUCCCCGAGUACCUGUGGGCGAUGCGACACACCAAGAGGUCGCUGGAGGACAUGGCCGUGUCGACGGGGAAGACCAAACCCGUUUACGAUAUGGACCUAGCUACGGGUCUUUUCUCUCACGAUGUUCUCACUUGCGCUUAUGGAAAGUGCGAGGCAAAAUCCCGUACGCGCAAAAGAGAUGAAGCUUAUCUCGCGCACUUCAGGUACGACUGUGAAGAUUUCUGCAAGCAACCCAACUCCACCGCGGAAGAAACGAUUCUCCUGAAGUACAAGGACCAAGUUCUCCCUGCUGUUACGAAAGUUCUCAACGAGCUUCAGUUGAUUUAGUAUCUGUUUCUCAGGAAGGUCUCUUAGUUAUGCCGUUAAAGUAAUUAGGUUCGCAAUGCUUGUUGCAGCGAGGCAGUUUAGUUUCAUAUCAGGUGCUAAACAUUUGUAUAUAUAUUAUCCUUAUUUCGGUAUAUAUAUCUAAUGCACAUCCACACGUGUCGCAAAAUUGUGUUGGCAACGAAGUUUUCAUAAGAAAAAAAAAGUUGUCGAGUUGUUAUUUCGAACAGUGUCGCAGACUUACUCACGGCCACUCACAUACUGUAUUAACAUAUAUCAGAUAUGCACAAAUUCCCCGAACGUAGUGACUUUAAUUCAUAUCGAAAUGUCCACAAGAAAUGUGGAAAAAAUGUUUAGUCAACAUCCACUCCUUAUAAUCAUAAAAUCAAUUCAAGAAACAUCUCUCAAGAGGCCAAUUCCAUAGUGUAUUCCAGGACGAUCAGUCUAAUGCACCCUGAUUAACAGUUCUAUUUGCAUAAAAGUCAUUACAAAAGCAUAAAAUUGCACUCAGCGAGACUAUACCCCGAACAAAUAUUCCUUAUGAGGGUACUGUACAUUGUAAAUUUUUUGUUCAUUAAGUCAAAUAUGGAGCUAAAAUUUACCUAGUCCGAAAUAUAAUUGUCGUAUAUAUUGUGGCAGACACGUGUGGACGUGGACAAAAAUACAUCAUUCGAUACCCGUUGUCUUAACUGUUAUUUAUAGAGCCCAUAACCAACGUGGACAGUACAAAUUUAUGGAUGAGUAUCACAUCUGUUAUAAUUAAUAUUCUAUUUUGUUUAAAGUGGCAAGAUUUUUUUUUUUUUUAACACAGACUAAUAUAACCCAUGCAGCAAAAUGUUGUAGCUAUUGUAUUCUUUGUAUUUGUGUUCUGUUAGUUCUGACCAGUAGUGUAUUCUAUCGAAACCUGAGUUAGCACAACGGCCAUGAUAGUUGACUGUGUAGAGGUUCCGGUGUGACGUGAAUUUGUUUGCUUGCUACGAAUGUGACAAUUUUGGUUCCCUUAACCAAAUCAGAGUUAAUGAUCUACUUAGCAAGGAUCCACCUAUCUUCCUUACCUAUUAUUCCCCAUACAAGUUCAUUCUUAAUCCAGCCAUCCGUGUGUGGUUACAGAACAGCCGAAUCGUUACCCAAAAUACCAGUUAGACCUUUCAGCCAUUACUACCUGGCCGGGAACAUACUCGUUAUGGACCGGCGAUACAAGCAUUCUGUUUGUGCCGUGAUAUGAGAUCUUGUUUUGUCUGUAAAUACGUGUAAGUAGAUAUAUGACUGGUUAUGGCCGUACAUCUAUAUAAGGCUUCCAGUGGCUUAAAUUCCGGCUUUCCUCUUCCACAGCACCAUAGCCAUUGCGAGAAUAAAUAUGGUGCAUGCAAAUGUGUUUUCUGUAUUAUUGUUGUUAUUAUCAUUGUGUUUUGUUAUUGUUGUUGUUAUUUUUUAGAUCAAGCUAUUUCAUAUAGUAUCUUCUUUCUAUGUUUUUUUUUCUUUUUUAAAUAAAGACUAAGCUGGUAAGAAAUUGUUUUCGUCCCUUUAUUAGCAUUUAAUUAAUAUUUAAUUUGUUCACAAUUUAUUGUUACAUUUAACUGUGUCAUUUAUUUAUUCACGAUCCAUUCUUAACUAUUCAUUGUCGUUUCUCUAUCUAUUCUACGCUAUUGUUACAUUAUUAUUUUUAUUCUCAGUUACUUACCAGCUUUUUAUUUUUUAUCAAUUUAAGAAGAAUUACAAAGAAAUUAGAUGAGUAAUAGAAAUAAUUGAAGAAUGUAAUCAAUACAUGAAAUGCAAUCCCGAGACUAAAAAGAUACCAUAGGCCUAACCCCCCCCCCCCCCUUAAUUCAACUUAAAAGGUACUCUUCAUAUGGAGAAAAAGGGGGAGAAACAGACAAACAUAGAGCCUCAAAAUAACAAUAAUGAUAUUAAUGAUAAUAAUAAUAAUGAUAAUAAUAAUAAUAAUGAUAGUAAUAAUAAUAAUAAUAAUAAUAAUAAUAAUAACGAUAAUAAUGAUAAUAAUAAUAAUAAUAAUAAUAUUUAUAAUAAUAAAUUAAUCAUAAAAAAUACAAUAAAAAAUGUCGCGAAUACCAGGUGUCAGGAGACGUUUAUUGAGUCCAUGUUAUGUUAUUUUGUUAUAACCAAUUUUUUUUUUUUUUCAAUUAUUUAAUUUGUUUAAAUAUUAUUAUCAUUAUUGUUAUUGCUAUUGUUGUUCUUAUUGUUAUUUUUACCAUUACUAUUAUUAUUAUUUAUAUUAUUGUUGUCGUUAUCAUUAUUAUUAUUAUUCACAGGGUUCUAUUGAUUAUUUUCCGUUUAUGAAUUGGAUGCAUUUAUAAGAUGCCAUAUAAAAUCUGCAAUAAAAACAAAACAUCAACAAACACGGAUUUUGAGGCUAAACAAUCUGCUAAAUGUGACAUUUGCAGAAAAAUAAAAGAUAUAAAAGUGUUUUCAAUGUUGUUGUAGUGUCAAUGCAUAUAUUUUUUUCUCUCACCUUUUCCUUUCUCUAGGAUUUCGUUUCCUAUGAUUUAGCAUACAAAAUGCAGGAGUGUUUAUUACAAUAUACCUAAAAAAUAUAUGUCCUUUUUGGCUGCUGGUAAAAAAAUCUAAUUUAAUCUUGCACAGGUGCUCUAGUACCAGAUACCUCGUUAAAAUAAACACCAAAAAAGCAA
Penaeus chinensis is the source of this 4466-nucleotide messenger RNA. RefSeq lists its product as uncharacterized. NCBI's taxonomy places the organism in Eukaryota, Metazoa, Arthropoda, Malacostraca, Decapoda, Penaeidae. The coding region runs from base 67 to 1821 and encodes 584 amino acids. The record is from RefSeq and is a predicted model, not a curated record. The transcript has 11 exons.